AGAAAACGCACUCGUUAAAGCAGCUUCCCGAAAAUGGAGCAGCCACUCUCCAGAAAAAACUCGGUCAAGGCCAUGAUUUACCGCAGCUUACGGAUACCGAAAAAACCGAAGCCGCCAAAACCAGUGAUACCAAAGGAGCCUACGAUAGAGGAGGAGCCUACGGUGUUUCUGAUCAGAAGGGCAUCAUUUAAUAAUCUGCAAGUAAUAAAGCCCAAACAAGAAAAACGAGCACCACCCAUGUUCCCCACCAGAUGUGUUUCUACGACACCAUGUGAACUCAUCAACUGUUUUGCCGGGAGCGAUAACAAAGCAUUUGACCAAGACUGUAGUUUGACAAGCUUCGAGAGGAGAAGAAGGUCUCAAAAACAGUUUGUGGACAAACAUCACGCUCACCAGCAGUUCUUCUGCCCCGAGCAAGCAAGUCAAAUCGAGAUUCAUUUCACAAGUUCUUGUUCUACUGACGUUAUAUUACAGGUACAGGCGCCAAAUGGUGAAACCAGCAGCUAUCUCCGACCAGUACGGGAUCAAACUGUUUUCUUCAAUCCUACUAAGGUUGGUUGCGGUCAUGGAAUAUGGAAAAUAGACAUCGCUGUCAGAAGCGGAUGUCGAUUUCGAUAUGUGAGAACAGAAGAAGUUAAGCUAAAGGGUCAAGGUGUUGUCGUCUACAACGUUGAACCAAAUGCAACAAUUCGUCUGAAGGAGAAACUCUGGUUGAACUGGUUGAACUAAAAAUAUCAUUUUAUGUCUAGAUAAUCUUAACAUUUAUGCUUGGUCCACACAUUCAUACCGGUAACCGCAUCACAACAGUCCUCACUUCGCUAAUGUUACAACAAUGUUUGUUUUUUCUUAGGAAAAUGUUGCCAAAAUGUGCCCACCGUUUGGCACCAUCUAAAAAGAUUCCUGUACCGCAGAUUUCGAGCAGCAACUUUUUUUGUAGAUUCGAAGCUAGAGCAGAUAUUUUGAGCAUGUGCAACUUUGGUUAAUAGCACCAAAUCUGCUAAGAACCAUCACAAGAUCAAGCGUCCAAUAAUGAGUUUUCGUUGUACGAAUACUUACAAUCAAUCUCAGAAUUUUCACAGAAAUUGGGAUAUAAUUUCUUCUAUUGUGGAC
Messenger RNA from Cylicocyclus nassatus, 1110 nucleotides. The record is from the annotation of a GenBank genome assembly. NCBI's taxonomy places the organism in Eukaryota, Metazoa, Nematoda, Chromadorea, Rhabditida, Strongylidae.